This is a messenger RNA of Conger conger (European conger), 1522 nucleotides long. RefSeq names its product inactive serine/threonine-protein kinase TEX14-like. Lineage: Eukaryota; Metazoa; Chordata; Actinopteri; Anguilliformes; Congridae. Bases 55 to 468 code for a protein of 137 amino acids. The transcript is spliced from 6 exons. The record is from RefSeq and is a predicted model, not a curated record.
GUUUCAGCAGAAGAGAGGACAACGCCUGGUGAAGGAGAGACAGCGGACAGAGAGAUGUUGGGUCCCAACUCUGAAAGAAAGAAAGAGGAAGACCAGAAGAGGAUUCCAUGUCAAGAUGAUCAAGCCAUAAUGGAGGAUACCCUGAGAGCUCACUCCACACUGGAUGAAGACCUGCUGGAAAUGGCCGCUGGCCAAAGAUUCAUGGAGAUCCCAGGAGCCAUAGAGCCGUCCAGGGCACAGGACGGAUUGAGGACUGAGACCACUCACCUGGCAGGGGACACUGUGGAGGCAGUCAUUGCAGAGCGGAAGGAGGACUCCUCUUCCAAAAACUCCUUGGAGCAUCAGGAAGAGAAGGUAGAGGCAGUGAACCAUGAGUCCUGGAGCCAGCCUCAUAGAGUUAUUGUCCUGGAGCAGACACCCCAUAAGAGAGUGAAUCCGAGUGAGUCAGACCAAGUGUUGGACAAAUGACCAACUUCCUUCAGGGGUGAACAAUUACCAGACUUUGCAGAUUACAAGAGACCCUCAAUGGCAGCUCACUCCCUAUUCAUAAAAUGUGAAUUUACUUUUAACAACACUGCAUAUUGAACCUAUUUCUUGUCACAUCUGUUCUGUCAAAUGAGUGGCAAUGUUUUAGACUUUUCCUGUAUCUUAUACAGUAUGUCUUAAUGAAAAGACCAAAUGUUGAGAAAUUUUAAUGUUACUCACCAAAUUGUAACAUUUUUGUGUUGAAUGUCAGUGUUUUGUGUGUAUGCCAAUAUAUUUCAUAUUUGCAGAAUGAACCUGAUGAAAAUGCCAGAACGUGCAUUAUUUGUUCCCUUUACUCUGUAUGAAUAACAAUUUUUUGCAUCUAAGGUCAGUCUCAUUAUCUGUACAGAGUGUGUGGUUUUUUUUUCUUCACUUUUUCUGGAUGUUCUUGCGGACACCAGCACCUCAUGGAUGGAGUAAUACAGGAAGCAGAUGGGUUCACGUAUUCUCCCCCAAGUUCAUUUUUGUGAAAAGCUCACUUUGCAAUUUAAUGCAGUGGCAUGCAUACUUGAGUGUCUUGGAUUUCUAAAUGUCUAGUGUUGUAAAAAUAAUUUCCUUGCAACCGUUAUUAUUCUUGAUGAAAUGUUAAAUGAGAUUUGUACAAGAGUUCAUUUUAGUGUUUCUUGCAAAGUUUGUUUUUAAUGUUGUCACCCCAUUCAUUGCAUUUUAUUCCAAUUGUGAAAUGUAGAGCUUUUGUCAAGUAAAACAUUGUGAUAAACACAGUGGAUGAUAAAAAUAGUGGCAGUUCUCUCAGAUUUUUAUUGUAACAAUUUUCAAUUGCAUUGAACUCAAGAAUGUUGUUUAACAAGUUUAAACCUUACAUAACCAUAUUUCAAAAUGACAUUUUAAAAUUAUAGGAGCACAUAUGAAUACAUUUUACAAGACAAUAGAUGACUAGGCAUACAGUCCUUAUAAAUGAAUGUUGCUUUUCAAAUUACUUCCAGUUAAAAUGCUGUUCCAUUAUUGUUAAGUACAAUAUGAAGGAUAUGUAACAUUA